This is a messenger RNA of Lates calcarifer (barramundi perch), 1336 nucleotides long. Its product is annotated as serine/arginine-rich splicing factor 1B. Gene Ontology annotation, cellular component: nucleus; ribonucleoprotein complex; cytoplasm. The transcript is spliced from 6 exons. Bases 237 to 989 code for a protein of 250 amino acids. Lineage: Eukaryota; Metazoa; Chordata; Actinopteri; Centropomidae. Gene Ontology annotation, molecular function: mRNA binding. The record is from RefSeq and is a predicted model, not a curated record.
GUGAUGACGUUGUGAACUAUGUUGUCUGCUAUUGGUUAAGAGGGCUUGCCCACUACAGGGCUAACUGACAGUUCCGUUACUAACAUUCCCGUAAACAUUACUCUUGUAGUUAGUUACUCGUCCACAACCAUAAAUAUAUUUCUUCGUUCUGUUGUUGAGGGUCAAACCGCUGUUCGCCUGCUUCGUUAGCCUGCUUAGUUGGCUAGCUGUCACCUUUGUUUUGUGCCGCUGGUAACAUGUCCGGCGGAGGUGUCAUUCGCGGACCCGCAGGGAGUAACGACUGUCGGAUAUACGUGGGAAACCUCCCCCCAGAUAUCCGCACCAAAGACGUCGAGGACGUAUUUUACAAAUACGGAAUCAUUCGCGAUAUUGAUUUGAAAAACCGGAGAGGAGGACCACCAUUCGCCUUCGUGGAGUUCGAGGACCCGAGGGAUGCUGAAGAUGCCGUUUAUGGACGUGACGGUUAUGACUACGAUGGCUACCGUCUGCGCGUUGAGUUCCCCCGAAGCGGACGAGGAGGUGGUAGAGGGGGUGGUGGUGGAGGAGCUUUGGGAGCCGCAAGGGGAAGAUACGGUCCCCCGUCAAGACGGUCCGAGUACAGGGUAAUCGUCUCAGGUCUUCCCCCCAGUGGAAGCUGGCAGGACCUGAAGGAUCACAUGAGAGAGGCAGGUGAUGUAUGUUAUGCUGAUGUGUACCGUGAUGGCACCGGGGUAGUGGAGUUUGUGCGCAAAGAAGACAUGACCUAUGCUGUCCGUAAAUUGGAUAACACCAAGUUCCGCUCUCAUGAGGGAGAGACAGCCUACAUCCGUGUGAAGAUGGAUGGUCCUCGCAGCCCCAGCUACGGCCGCUCUCGCAGCUGCAGCCGCAGCCGCAGCCGCAGUCGCAGUCGAAGCCGGAGCAACAGUGGCUCACGCAGACAAUCCCCGCGUCGCAGCAGAGAGUCUCCGCAUUACUCCCCCCGGCGUUCCCGCUCGCGUUCUCGCACUUAAGGCGCACCUGACCUUAAACCGUAAACCACCAGCCAACUCAACCCAGCAAUGCAUCUCAGAGUGGAGAAGAACAAAUCCUGUACAGCCUCCAUGGACCAUUUAAUCUAGUUCAGAGGAGCAGGAUAGGAUGGGAACAGAGGAAAAGGAAACACAGUUCAUAUUAGGAUAAACAGGAGGAGGAGGAGACAAGUAUGGCACCAAUGGUUUGGACUGGGCUCAUUGUCUCCCCAUUCCGGAGCUGGAGCCAGAUCGGGAUUCAGGAUCAGAUCAGGAUUAGGAUUUAGGCUUCAGGAUGGAUACAUGGAGCAGGAGCAUGGGAGCUUUUUUACCGGGAGAGGAUCCCGACC